ACGAGAAGGAAAGGAUGUUAGUAAACACAAAGAUCCCAUUAAUGUUGCAGAUCACAACAAAUUAUACCAGUGUGGAGUAUUUUCCUUAAACACACCACAAUCUCUACAAGAUAAAGUCAUGUACGAGAUUAUUUCGCAGUUUGGACGUCGUGGAUAUGAAGGGCUGCACACUCUGACCAAAUCGGCUUUUACAAUUAAAACCGACAUAAAUGGGAAAAGGUAUUUUGCCAUGACAUACAAUGAAGCGGACAAAACACACCAUGGUCUUGACAACAAAGAAAAAAUGAAAGACGCAAGAAUGUACGAAACAUCAAAUGAAUUUUGUCCUCUAAAAUCAUUUGAGAAAUAUCUUUCAAAAUUAAACCCAGAGUGUGACAGGCUCUUUCAGCGGCCAGCUAGAGUGUUCUUAGGAGACACACAGGAGUUUUGGUUUGAAAAAGCGCCACUCGGUAUAAACACAAUAAACAGUUUCAUGCCAAAUCUCUCUGUUAAAGCCAACCUGAGCAAAAGGUACACUAACCAUUGCAUCCGAGCGUUUGUCUCGACACAUCUUCAUGGCCAGGGUUUCUCAAAUGCAGCCAUCAUGUCAGUGACAGGACACAGAAAUGUCCAAAGCCUCACAUCAUAUGUCAAACCCCAGGAUGAGGAGAAACGAACCAUCAGCAACGCCCUCGCUUAUAAGGGAGCAUCGUGUGAGCCAGCUCUAUCUUCACCACUGGAAAUUUCCACUUGCAGUGCAUCUUCUGACAGUUACAACCAUGCCUGGACUGAAUCUGACCAAUUAACAUCAUCAACUGCAUCUAAUCUCAACCUGCUGAACACUUUUUCUCAAUCCAAGCAGUGGUCCAUCUUCUCAGGUGCCAUUAAUUCCAGCACAAUAAAUAUAAACAUCCAUAAAUAAAUCCAAAGAUGAAAAACACUUCCUGCUUACAAACACUGAAACAGCAAAACACGAAUAACGGAUGAA
This is a messenger RNA of Dreissena polymorpha, 967 nucleotides long. RefSeq lists its product as uncharacterized. The transcript has a single exon. Lineage: Eukaryota; Metazoa; Mollusca; Bivalvia; Myida; Dreissenidae. The record is from RefSeq and is a predicted model, not a curated record. The coding region runs from base 119 to 901 and encodes 260 amino acids. Gene Ontology annotation, molecular function: DNA binding. Gene Ontology annotation, biological process: DNA integration; DNA recombination.